Cygnus olor (mute swan) is the source of this 5691-nucleotide messenger RNA. RefSeq names its product defective in cullin neddylation 1 domain containing 3 (gene DCUN1D3). Gene Ontology annotation, biological process: positive regulation of ubiquitin-protein transferase activity; protein neddylation. The transcript is spliced from 4 exons. The coding region runs from base 3507 to 4430 and encodes 307 amino acids. Gene Ontology annotation, molecular function: cullin family protein binding; ubiquitin conjugating enzyme binding; ubiquitin-like protein binding. Gene Ontology annotation, cellular component: ubiquitin ligase complex. NCBI's taxonomy places the organism in Eukaryota, Metazoa, Chordata, Aves, Anseriformes, Anatidae. The record is from RefSeq and is a predicted model, not a curated record.
GGAGGUGAAUGAAAGCUUCGUGCCCUAAAGGUAAUGUGAGAACAAGGCUGUUUAGACUCGGUACGUGCAUGUUUUAUCCCUGUCUGGGGGGACAGCUCUCAGGUCAAAUGAAGGAAGCAGAGAAUCGAGAUUUUAUUUAAUUGUAAUUCUUCUUUAUGUGAAGAGUGAUGGUUAGGGGACGACUUAGUUGUAUUAAAGAACUCUUUCAUGGAGGUAGGAGUACUGUAGAGAAACUAACAAAGGUAUAGGUGGUAAGGCAGGAUUCCAGUAAACAGAACGAGCUGUGAUAAUCUUCUGGUGUCUCAGAAAGAAUAGUUAUAAAUGCUGUUCUGUCUGUGACAUCUGUUUUGUGAAAGACAAAACUUACUUAGCAAAAUGUGAGAAUGCUGUUACUGACCUUCUGUCACAGUUUUUUAUUCCCAAAAAGUCAGGCUGUUGAAGACGGUAUGACAGUCAUAGUUAUUUGUUGUCUCACUUUUCCUACUUAGUGUCUGUGGUUUUUUUAAACCAAAACGAUUUUUGUGCUCCUGAAAAAUACCAGUCUUAUUUUUGCAUCCAAGUAGUAGCAGCAAGUGACAGUUUUCAUUUCUUACUCUGAAUUUUUUUAGCGUAACGCAGCUUCUCCUUUUGCAGUUUUGAAACGUCUAAUGCUGUCAGUCUUUUGUUUUAAAGUGAGAGGGAGAAAAUCAUCCUAGCACCUAAUGGAUAUAGGAGGCGUGUGUAGCUUAGUAAUAGACUCAUAAAUCCAAAUGUCCUAGAACUUGGUCAUAUGCUGACUGUUCAGUAUUUUCAUUACAAAUGAGUCUGUGCAGAGAUCCUUAAGUACUUUGGGUCAGCACUUAAAUGGGUGGUCUAAAAAUGCCGAAGGUCUGAUAUGUGAAGUAUACCAGCUUCAAGCAUGGUUGCCUGGGCCUGGAGUUAGUGAUUAUAUUUCUUACAAGACACAAAGAUAGAUACCUAUAAGCCUUGACAAUUUUCUUAAGCAAAUUGUUACUGAGCGAAAUCAAGGGUAAGUCAAAAUUUAUUUGAAGUGUGUUGGUCAAAGCUGCCACCGGACUUGCAAAGAAGAGCUGAGAGUCUUUGUUGUAACUGAUGACCAAGUUGAAGUAUUCAAAGGAUCUACUUUGAAGGUGUUGAUACAGUUAGCAUCUAAAUAGUGCUGCAUCCUUCGUACAGUGUGAAGUGCCCUGUAAUAGGGAAAUCAGAACUAAGGUCUCUGCGGGUGGCUUUGUGUAUUUUCUGCUUUAAAAACUACAGCUGGAGUUUUAAAAAUACAAGCACAUGCUCUUAAUGUGCUUUUAGAUUUCAGUUAGCUUUAGGCCUUUCACUUAGCACAAUUCUUUGUACGUAACUUAAAUAUUAUUCCAAUAUUUACAUGGUCGGCUGGUUAUGAAGUUCCUACACAGCUGUAUGAAAUGAGUGAUUCUUCUGGCUGGCAGCCCGUAAACUACAUUACACUUUACCAAGAAGGCUGGCGGUGCUUCUGUAAACGUCUUGUGAGCAUCUGAUGCCAGAAGUGACCUCAGGAGAUGGUCUGGCUCUCGUCUCUGGGCCUGUCCCUGCUCUGGCCUGGUGGGUGGGUGUGUGGUUCGAGGUUCUCAUGGCUGCCUUGAGACAUGCUGGAGGUAGGACACUGCUGACCAGAGCUGCUAGGAGGGCUUUCUGCUUGUGUGUGGUUCAUGUAGUUUUCUUUAUUGUUGUGAGCAGUGGGAAAUAGAAAGUUACUUGUUACAUCACUUUUAAGCAUAUCUCAUUAUUACAGGAGUCACUUAUUAGCUACCUGAAUUACAUUCGCUCAACAUACCAUAUGGAGGUACCUCAGCUGCUUCAGGAUGAAGUCUGCCAGCCGAACGUGGAGCAAAAGAAAAUCCAUACACACUAAACUCAGUUUAAAAGAAAAUGUUUUUCCAUUGCAGAGUGCGUUGUAGACUGAGGUCUCAAAGUUAUUCUGGUUUGGCUGCAGGACAGUCGCAGAUUUCUGUAAUUUACAGAAUUGACUGAGGCAGAAUAAAGUAAAUAUUUGUACCACAGCAACUCUCAGAUGUUUACAGCGCAAUGCAUCUGUGUCAGAUAUCUGAGGAUCACGGUUUCUGUUGGUUCCCUAAGCUGCAGCUUUGCUGUAGCGAGAUGAGCUGGCUGUGUCGGAGCACAAAGGAGCUCUUGCCCUGGCGUGUGCUGCUUCAGUGAUUCAUAACACGUAUCAAAGUGUUAAAGGUCUGUCAUGCUGUGCAGAAGUUAUGGUGAACCCUGGAAAAAUGAGGAAGGAAUAUUGUUUUACAGUCUUUUGCAUGUUAAAGGAAAAAAGAAAUCAUUAAAUGAUGAUUUGCUUUCCUUGUAAGUGCUGGACCUUGAAAGUUAUAUGGAUUUUGGCAGGGAAGCGAGGGGAGGUUGAUGGUUUCAGUAGAUGGACAUGAACUGCUCAGUGACUGAAUCUUUGUUUUUUUGAAAUUGGUAGAUUCCAGCUCCUCCAGGUUUGAGUUACUUGCAGUGGAAUACAUGAGUUUGCUCGUGUAGAAGUAUGUAAAGUUUGUGCUAGGUGGGAAAUUGGAUGGAAUCUGCUAUGGGAUCUGAGUUCAGCUUUCCUGAAAAUUGGUGGUGUCACCUCGAGUGGCUGCAACCUUUGACUGUCUUAACUUCCCCACUGUGCGUUGUCUUGCUCAUAGCCUCAGUAGACUCCUAAAAACAAGUACUGCUGCUCUGUAAAUUAGUUCAUUAACUUAUUUACAUUACAGAACCACCUGGAGGCACCCUUCCAAGAUUAUACACUAUUUAACUAACUGGACUUGGGUUUGCUCUGUGAAAAUACAAUAAUCCUAACAAAUCAUUCCACCCACCUAAUAAAAUAGGAUGAAGGAUGUAGUAGGAAAGGAUUUAAAACUUUUAAUGGGGCUAAGUGGAAAAGACAAUGAAAAAUAAUCAGCAUGUAAGGUAUUGUGUGGUUAGAGAAUGUAAAAGAAAGGGAGGGAUUCAAGCAUGAUGCCUGUGUGUUGAAAAAGCUGUUUAAGGAAUGUGCCUUCCAUGAGCAAAUGUAGUGAAGUACCUUUCCCUUCUCUUUCCCUAUCACUUCUCACAUUAUUAUUCAUUUUUUCUUAAGCUAACCUCAUACAAUUAGCUGCACACAGCGAGCUACAGAUCUGAAACAUCUGUCCCAGUGUUUUCAGGCUUUUUUUUUUCCCCAUUGUGAACAUGAAAUGUUUUUAUGCCCUGUGUCUUAGCAGGGUGCUCGUAGAGAGUGCAGAGAGUGGGUUUCUCCUGCUCGGUCUUGAACGGAAGGAUCUCCGGUGACGUCUCGGGGCUGGAUGUGAAGUGACAGCGCAUGGCGUUGAGUGUUCCAUGUGGAACCCAGGGAACCUGAAGGAGGCUGCAAAAGCUAGUGGAAUGAUUCCCUGUGUAGCUGAAGCUAUGUUAGUUGACUGCCGCUAAUGGCAUGGUGAAAUGUGUUGAAGAGCAGCUGCGAGGGUGUCUGACGGCGAGGGGACUGCUCUAGAAGCUGGGCUUGCAACAUCAUGGGCCAGUGUGUCACAAAGUGUAAGAAUCCUUCGUCUACCCUUGGCAGCAAAAAUGGGGAAAGGGAAUCUGGCAGCAAGUCGCACAGUAAGAGAAGCGCAGUCCACAAAGACGACCACGCUUCAGCUUGUGGGAAGUCUUCAGGAGAUAUACUCGUGAACGGGACAAAGAAAGCGGACACUGCUGUCGAGUCUAGCCAGCCUUCAACGUUUCCUGGGGAUACAAAGAAAGACUCUGUCUCCAGUGCGGAAGAAUCUUCACUCCAAAGGAUUGGAGAGUUAUUUAGGAGAUACAAGGAUGAACGGGAGGAUGCCAUACUGGAAGAAGGAAUGGAACGAUUUUGCAAUGACCUCUGCGUUGAUCCCACUGAAUUUAAAGUGCUAGUUUUGGCUUGGAAAUUCCAGGCUGCUACCAUGUGCAAAUUUACAAGGAAGGAGUUUUUUGAAGGCUGCAAAGCAAUAAAUGCGGACAGCAUUGAUGGCAUUUGUGCAAGGUUCCCCAGCCUCUUAAAUGAAGCCAAGCAGGAAGAUAAAUUUAAGGAUCUCUACCGUUUCACCUUUCAGUUUGGCCUGGACUCUGAGGAAGGACAGAGGUCGCUACAUCGGGAAAUAGCCAUUGCCCUUUGGAAAUUAGUCUUCACCCAAAACAAACCCCCCAUUUUGGACCAGUGGUUACACUUCCUAGUCGAGAACCCCUCAGGAAUCAAGGGAAUCUCCCGGGACACGUGGAACAUGUUUUUAAAUUUUACUCAGGUGAUUGGACCAGACCUUAGCAACUACAGUGAAGACGAGGCGUGGCCGAGUCUCUUUGAUACCUUUGUGGAGUGGGAAAUGGAGCGAAGGAAAAAGGAAGAGGAAACCAAAUGUAUUGCAUCUUCAGACACAGAGGGUCUGUGUACAGAAGAACAGACUUACAGCAUUUAAGCAGUGGUGACAAAAGCAACCUGUUGCCCUUCAUGAAAUGUAAACUCUGGAUGUUUCUGGAGAUUACCAAGGCUCCAGAUCUUUUCUACUUUACACCUUUUUCUGCCUUGUAUUUGAAAGGGCUCUAAAAUGCUGUAUCAUGUUUUAGGCACUUUCUUAAUUUUGGUUAUUCCUUUUACUCUUGCCCUGAAAUAUUUGACUCUGGCUACAAGUUAAGCAUUUUUGGUUUCUUUUAAGACUUCAGAUUAGUAUAAGUAAGUCUGAUAUUUCUUGCACAAUGUAGAUCUUUUUAGUUAGGUUAAAUUAACAUUGCUAAAUUAUACAGUGCCAGAUUAAGUUUUUCAUACUACAUCUGUCAGGGCAGGUUUGUACUGUGUGUAGUGCUGUUUACAUUGUUGAAAUUUUAGGCUGUAAUAAUUUUAAGGUUUUAUACCAAGACAAAUAGCAGUGUUAACUGUUAACUAUAAAUGCAUUAAUCCCCUGGUAAUAAGGCUCUUAAAAAAAAAAAAAAAUUCCAACAUAAGCAACAGCUUUUUGUAAUAUGGCUAAUUCCCACUUCAAGCUAACUCUCAGCGAUUGAGUCCAGAUCAUUCCUUUUUUCUCAGAGUUUCAAACUAAAUGUUGGGAUUGUUUUAUAAAAUUACUGUACCUGUCAGUCAACUGAGUGGUAGAUGAUGAUUUGUAUCUAAAUCUCUUAUACAACACAUAAUAAAAGAGCAGUACUACCUCAGUUUUAUUGAAAGUGGACUUCUUGAUGGAAUUCCAUUUUCUCUGGAAGUUGUAUUUUUGUGGUUACACGAGAAUAUUUUUACUUGACUAAAAGAACCAAAGGUUCUGCUUCUUAAGUUUGUUAAACAUUGACAGAAGCAACACACAAGCCCUAAGUCUUCAAGGAAAACUGUGGUAUAAUUCUGCUUUAAUUUGUUUGAUUUAUACCUAAAGUAUUAUCUUACUUGUCUGGCAAGCACAGUACUUCUAUGUAAGGAACUAUCUUUUGCAUUAAUAUUGAUGAACCGAUUUUUUUAAACCUAUGUUUAAUUGCUAAAUCGCAGUUAAUACUCCACACUUGCUGGAGCAACAAUAUCGGCAUCUGAUGACAAAGUGAAUUCUUAAUAUGUUCUUGAUGACAACAGUGUAGAUGAGUCAUUUUUAGACUGAUUUGAUAAUAUUUGGAUAGGAGUCAAUUUAUUAUUUUACAAUACUUGUAUUGGGACUAUUUGCCUGUUGAAACUGUUGUGACUUAAAGGGAGUUUUAUUAACA